AUGCCUAUAGCAAUGAAUUUUGAUUUAUUAACAAAUAAUAAUCAUCAAGAUCGUUGUGAACAUAUAAAUGAAUAUGAAACAAGUCUUGAAAUAAAACUAUCAAAGCCACCAUUAUCAAAUGGUACAAAUCGACAAUCAACAUCAUUUACUGUACCACCACCACCACUUGUCAAACCACGUAUACGUCCAAUAGUAAAUCGUAUAACACAUAAUAUUGAUUUAGAACAAUUAAGUCGUUGUUCAUUAACACAUCAAAUUAAUUUACCUAAAUUUGAAAAUGAAAAAUGGUUAGCAAUAUCUUCAUCAAAUGAAUAUAUAUUAGUUGGUGGUGGUAGUUCAAGUACAUUACAUCUUUUUGAUUUACAAGGAAAACAAAUACGUCUUAUUGAUAUAAAAACAUUUGCUGCAUUUGAUUUAGCAUGGUCAAAUGUUUUAAAUGCUUUUUUAAUUGCUGGUUAUGAUCGUUUACAAAUGUAUAAUGUGGAAAAAGAUCAAUUGACACAAAUAGAGAAUAUCAAUUUAAUUAAUAAAAAAGAUAAUUAUUUUUGGUCAAUUGCAUGUCAUGGUAAUGAUAUAUUUAUUGUUUUAUCCGAUGGUCUCGAAUCUGUAUGGCGUUUAUCAUUACCAAAUUUUAAACGUAUUCAAACAUUAUCUGGUAGUGAAAUACGUGAAAGUAAUACAGAUGAUCGAAUAUCAUGUAUACGUACAAAUGGUUAUUCAAUUGGUAUGACAUUAAGACAACGUGAUACAUAUCAAUGGCGUGUUGAUUUAUUUGAUUAUGUUACAAUGACACGUACACAUCGUGGUUUAACAAUUGGUUAUGGUAUUGGUGCAUUUAAUUUUGUUGAACGUUGUAUGUUAGCACCGGUUGAUGAUCAUCAAUGGCUUAUUAUAGGUGGAUGUAAAGUGACACCAAAUGCAUUAACAUUAAUGGAUGAUCGAACAGGUGAAAUAAAACAAGUUGAACGACAAUCUGAUCAACAAGAAAAAUUUAUAUCAAAUAUUUGUACUAGUGAAAAUAGUAAACAACCACAGAUAAUUACUAUGAUUAUUAUAGAUAAUCAAGGUGGUCAACGUCAGAUGCAUAUUAUGCAGCAAUAA
This is a messenger RNA of Rotaria sordida, 1101 nucleotides long. Lineage: Eukaryota; Metazoa; Rotifera; Eurotatoria; Philodinida; Philodinidae. The record is from the annotation of a GenBank genome assembly.